GCAAUUGUCAACGGUAAGUGUGAAAAGAAAAAGAAAAAGAAAAAGAAAAAGAAACAGACAGGAGAGAGUGGGAGAGCGGGGCGGUCGGGAGAGAGACUUUUGGCGAUGGCGGAGAAGUACAGACAGCUGAGGGCGGCGGUGGACGGGGUGCCGGCGGUCGACGCCCACGCCCACAAUUUGGCUGCCGUCGACUCCGCCUUCCCCUUCCUCCGAUGCUUCUCCGAGGCCGACGGCGACGCCCUCUUCUCCUUCGCCCCCCAUUCCCUCUCCUUCAAGAGGAGCUUAAGGGAAAUUGCUCAACUGUACAACUGCGAGGCUUCGUUGGAUAAAGUGGAAGACCACAGAAAAUCUGCUGGAUUAGUUUCAAUUAGUUCGAAAUGCUUCAAAGCGGCCAAUUUAUCUGCAAUCUUUUUAGAUGAUGGUAUCCAGUUUGACAAAAUGCAUGACUGGGAGUGGCACAGUUCUUUUGCUCCUGCAGUGGGCAGAAUUUUAAGAAUCGAACAUUUGGCGGAAACCAUUCUUAAUGAUGAGGCAUUCGGUGGAUCAAAGUGGACGAUAGAUUCGUUCACCCAAACUUUUCUGACAAAGAUGAAAUCAGUUGCUGAUAAAAUUGUCGCGAUGAAAAGCAUAGCUGCUUAUAGAAGCGGAUUAGAGAUAGACCCAGAAGUUAGUAAGAUUGAAGCUGAAGAAGGCCUUCAACAAGAGUUAAGUGGUGCGAAGCCUAUUCGCAUAACCGAUAAGAGCUUCAUUGAUUACUUAUUCACCUGUAGCCUGGAGGUUGCUCUAUCCUUUGACUUGCCAAUACAAAUUCAUACAGGAUUUGGAGACAAGGACUUGGAUCUGAGAAAGUCCAAUCCCCUUCAUCUACGGCGUGUUCUUGAGGACGAAAGAUUUUCUAGAUCUCGAAUUGUUCUUUUACAUGCUUCUUAUCCAUUUUCAAAGGAAGCAUCAUAUCUUGCUUCAGUUUACUCGCAGGUCUACCUUGAUUUUGGUUUGGCGGUUCCGAAGCUUAGUGUCCAAGGAAUGAUCUCUUCAGUCAAAGAACUUUUAGAGCUAGCGCCUUUGAAAAAGGUGAUGUUCAGCACUGAUGGCUAUGCUUUUCCUGAAACUUUCUACCUUGGCGCGAAAUGGGCCCGUGAUGUUGUUUUCAGUGUUUUGUCAACUGCAUGUGAUGAUGGCGAUCUAACUAUUGCAGAGGCUAUUGAAGCGGUGGAGGAUAUAUUUAGAAAUAAUGCAUUGCAGCUCUACAAGUUGAAUGGAAUUGUUGGAUCUAUAAAUAAUUCUUGUACCAAAUCUUUUGAGAACACACUAAAAUCUAAUAUUUCAAUCAAAGAUACAGUAUUUGUUCGAGUUAUCUGGGUUGAUGCUUCAGGCCAACACCGAUGUCGUGUUGUUCCAUCAAAACGAUUCUAUGAGGUUGUGAAGAAUACUGGUGUUGGUUUAACUCAAUGUUCAAUGGCAAUGAGCUCAUUUUGUGAUGGUCCAGCAGAUGGAACCAACCUUACAGCUGUGGGUGAGAUCAGACUUAUGCCGGAUUUAUCAACGCUUUGCAGGAUCCCAUGGUCAAAAGAAGAGGAAAUGGUAUUGACCGACAUGCACAUAAAGCCUGGUGAAGCAUGGGAGUACUGCCCUAGAAGUACCUUGAGAAAAGUUACAAAGAUUCUAUAUGAUGAAUUUAAUCUGUCGAUCAAUGCAGGCUUUGAAAAUGAAUUUUAUAUCCUUAGGAAAGUAGUAAGUGAAGGGCAUGAAAAGUGGGUACCAUUUGAUUUGACCCCUUACUGUUCCACAUCAGCAUUUGACGGGGCAUCUCCAAUUUUACGAGAAAUAAAUGCUGCUCUUCAAUCCUUGGAUAUUUCAGUUGACCAGCUGCAUGCGGAAGCCGGGAAAGGACAAUUUGAAAUUGCAUUAAAGCAUGCAUCAUGCAUUCUUGCGGCUGAUAAAUUGAUCUACGCUCGUGAAGUUAUAAAAUCUGUUGCGAGAAAACAUGGGUUAUUAGCAACAUUUGUUCCAAAGUGUUUCUUAAAUGAUGUUGGCUCAGGAUCUCAUGUGCACCUGAGUUUGUGGGAGAAUGGACAAAAUGUUUUUAUGGGAUCUAAUGAUUCUGAGACUCGAUAUGGAAUGUCAAAAAUUGGACAACAGUUCUUGGCAGGAGUUUUCCAUCAUCUCCCAUCACUCUUAUCAUUCACUGCUCCACUUCCAAACAGUUAUGAUCGAAUUCAGCCGGAUACAUGGAGUGGAGCUUAUCACUGUUGGGGAAAAGAGAACAGGGAAGCUCCAUUGAGGACUGCAUGCCCACCUGGUGUACCUCUUGAUCUUGUCAGCAACUUUGAGAUUAAAUCCUUCGAUGGUUGCGCAAACCCACACUUGGGACUCACUUCAAUAGUUGCUGCGGGGAUUGAUGGCCUCAGGAGAGGCCUAAGCUUGCCUGAACCAAUUGAAACAAAUCCUUCAGACCACGGUUCAAAACUUAGACGGCUGCCAAAAGAACUACGGGAAUCUGUAGAAGCACUUGCUGGAGAUGAGAUUUUGAACGAAUUAAUCGGCAAAAAACUUGUGACUAGUGUAAUAGGCAUUCGCAAGGCUGAGAUUGAUUACUAUGGAAAGAAUCCAGAGGCAUAUAAAGACCUCAUUCAUCGCUAUUAGGGUUUUGGCAUGUUGAAUAAAUGUAGCUUUCCUUAGUUGGUAUCCGAAGUUUUUCAAGUGCAAGUGUUCUAAUUGCAUUUUAAGUUUUCCUUUCCUUUUUCUUUUUUUUCCUGUUAAAGUUAUACUUUUCUUGAUUUGUAGCCUGCAUUUACAUCACAACCUUUAAUUUAAGUUUUUUAGAUUUUCCCUUUUAA
Molecule: messenger RNA, 2837 nt
Organism: Ananas comosus (pineapple)
Lineage: Eukaryota; Viridiplantae; Streptophyta; Magnoliopsida; Poales; Bromeliaceae
Product: protein fluG
Exons: 18
Coding region: 106-2643 (845 amino acids)
Molecular function (GO): glutamine synthetase activity; hydrolase activity
Source: RefSeq, a predicted model, not a curated record